AUGCCUUCGCUGGGUCUCGAGACUGUUUACCCAGCGCCUGGGAGCACACCGAGCCCACCUAAUACCCUCAGCAUCGUCUGUGUUCACGGAUUCGGCCGCAACCCGCUGCAGACAUGGUAUCACGAUGUCGCAGGCAAGACAUGGGUCGCUGAGACGGACUUCCUGGGCUCGCUUGCCGACAAUGCUCGUGUCAUGCUCUACACCUACAACGCUGAUCUGGCCGCCAACAUGAACGCAGCCAGCAUCGCCAUGCAUGCCACCGAACUCAUAGGCCUCAUCAACAGCUGCUGCAGCGACACCGGAGGAGGCCCGUUCAUAUUCGUAGCCCAUGGCUUUGGUGGGCUCAUCAUCAAAAAGGUGGUCUGGAUGUGCAUUCCCAUGUCAUUCGCGGUUACUGACAAGCCCCCAGGCUCUUGCGCUAUAGAACUUGAGAUCGUCAACUUUACUGAAGGUAUUACGACCAACAUCGCCCCCGAUGACGAGCCCGCCUACAUGACAAAUGUCAUCCCAAAAGCCAGUUCUGCCCUGGGAAUGGGCCAAGCGCGCGCAAGUGAUUCUUCAAGUAGCAGUCAGGAAUCCUUGACCCGGUCCCAGAGAAGGCUUGUCAACGAGCAACGCCUCACAUUCAUGACCUGGCUGAAAGGCUGGACAGAGGACAAUCUUGGCAAUCAUAUUGCCCCAGCGCUGCGAACCAGGCACUGGUUCUUGUUCAACAUUGCGUUCAAGAACUGGAUGAGUUCUCCCUCUUCCAGUGCCUUGUUCAUCACAGGGGAGACUGGCACAGGCAAAACGUAUGUCGCGAAGACCAUUGUCAACCACCUGAUUACUGCUCAACCUCCAGAAAAUCCGACGAUGGCCUUUUUUUGCAGCACCCAUACGAGCCAUGCAACACAACCCGCCAUUCUGGAUUACUUCAUCUACGACCUUUUGUGCCGUAAACCGGAAUGGUUCGAUGGCGUACCUCCCAGGUACGGAAAUCGCCAACCCCCAGGUUCUCGAUUUUCUCACGAUACCCUGUUUGAUAUUCUGCGUGGUAUCAAGAGCACAAAGCUUUCGAUGAACACCGUUUACUUCAUCGUUGAUGGCCUCGACCUAUGCGAGCCGUCUUUCGUGGAACAAUUCGUACAGCAAAUUAGCAGUCUCAUCGGAAAACUUAUCAUUGAAGGAAUCGACCAGACACCACUUCCAGGUCAAGUCGAACCGCCUAGGCCACGUUUCAAGUUUCUGCUUACCAUGAAUCCCAAUCGUGUACCUCGCCAGACAUCAGGAUUUCGACAUGUCCAACUCGCGCCAGCUGUCGUUAAGGCAAACAUAGCAGAAUACGUUGAUGAGUUUUUUGAGCGCUUCACUGGCAUCAUCCCAUCACAAAUAAUCCGCAAAAAAAGAAAUUGGGUCAAAGAUGAGUCGGAUAACUUCUUCGUCGCCGCAGCUAGUCAUUGUGCAGAACUUGAACGGGCAGAAGACUGCAGGCGCGGGGGUUUCGAAUCAUACGACGACAUCUGUCCUCCGCCAAUCUCUCAAUACUAUGAUCACGAGCUUUUCCCAAUUCUACAGGACACAAGCAGCAAUAACUACGCUCUGCUUCUACUGAUGCUCCAUAUUAGCGCUCUCGGCCCGCUCAAUAUGACAGAGAUGCUAGAUGCGAUAUCGUGUCUCUAUGAUGACUCGGAUGUCAAGGACAUGACUCCAUGGUCGUUGCUUGGAGGCUGGAUCUCUCGAAUCGUGCCCUGUCAUGGCCUCGGGUUCAGACCUAUUCACAGAAGCUUGAUUACUUACAUUGAAAGAUUUGUUACUCGACAAGAACAACACGCAAAUAUGGCCGCCAUCUGUCUAAGAUAUCUAUCGCGCCCAGAGUUCAAUUCGCCAUUCUCUAUCUAUGAUAGACCACGACCAGAAGCACAAGCCUUCCUCAACACCAAGUACCCAUUUUACUCCUACGCCGCGACACGGUGGGCGCGGCACAUUGCACGAUCCGAGACAAAGGGCCUCAAACUGUUAUCGAAGCUUCAAGACUUCGUAUCUGACCGAUCUCAAACCUUCCAGACCUGGUGCCACUAUAAAGCAUGGUCAGAAAAUGAGAGCGAAUCAUGCGCCGGCCAUCGUGUGCCGCCUUGCAUUGAGAUGGCAAAAGAAGACGCGCGAAUCAUGGUCCGGCAUUUUCUGUCAUCAGUACAGACACAAACCGUUCUUGAUAAGAUAAUGGACCGCAUGCUACUCUUCGGCAUGAUAGGCCUGCCAAAGAACAUUUUGGAGUUUGCCAUCCCAACAUCUAAGAAGAGGUUCUCGACGACGGAUGACCUUCAAGACUACCACGGUCUCAACAUGUUGCACCAUGCCUGCCGCGAGGGGCACAUCCAAAUGGUAGAGCUAGUCCUCGAGUGUACCCAAGACAUCAACAGACGAGCCAGGGGUACUGGAGAAACAGCGCUACUUAUUGCUUGUCAGGGCAGUCACAGAACCCUGGCAGCGGACAACGAUAGUCGCUCCCUCGAAAUAGCCGACAUACUCCUACAGGCUGGUGCUAAUCCGAACAUUCCAUCAUACACAGGAAAUACCUGCCUGCACAAUGCAGGAAGAUCGAAUCAUCCGCGCUUGGUUCAAAAGCUGUUGCAGUAUGGCGCGUUACCAAACGUUUCAGAUGUCGAAGGAAUCACUGUCCUCGAAUCUGCAGCUGUCUUAGGUGCGGAUCUGAAAGCAGUCGAGUUGCUCAUUGAUGCAGGGGCCGAUACCAGCGUGUGGUGUCAAGACAAGCGGAGCCCGAUAUCAAAUGCGAUCGUCAGGAAAGAUUUUGACAUGUUCAAAAUUCUUCUUCGUGGUAUAAGCGACAUUAAUAUGAUCGACGGUAACGGCGUUGGCAUUUUGCACCAUCAGCUGAUAUUGGAGCGCCCUGAGUGGCUGGCUUGUCUCCUCGAGAGACCUGGUGUCAACCUCGACCUGAUGCCGCUGAAGGAUGGCGAAUUGGGUAUACCCCCUCUAGCGUUCGCGGCCGGACAUGGUUACUCUACUUCUGCUGAGAUGUUGCUUGCUGCCGGCGCGACACCAGGAUAUGUCCCUGGCCAGGCGGAACUCCUCCCGCUUCAUUACGCUAUUCAGGCUGAGGGCGCGGGAGACGCACGCAUGACGCGACUUCUUCUUGAGUACGGCGCCCCGUUGAACACGCUUGAGAUACAUGCGGGUUGGGGUAGAAGGUCCGCUCUGUCGAGAGCUGUCUCAACUAAAAGUGAGAGCAUUGUGCGGAUGCUUCUUGACUAUGGCGCAGACCCAACAAUGGAAGAGGGUUGUGGCGACCGAGGACCACUCCAUCUCGCUGUCAAGAGGAAUUGCCCCGCCAUCGUCCGCAUGCUCAUGGAGCAUCCGCUACCGCCGGACCCCAACUAUGUUCCCGAAAACGGUGUCCAUGUGCUCAUUCAGGCAGUUCAACCCGGAAAUGGUGCUGAAAUGACGAAACUCCUAUUAGAAUAUGGCGCAGAUACCCAAAUUUUCCAUCGUCCGGCUCAGGCGGAGAGCCCACUACAUUAUGCUGCUGGUGACGGUAUGGCUGAUGUCUGUCAGGCGUUGUUAGACCACGACCCGGCAAUGAUCAACCUACAGGAUGACGGCAGUCUUUUAAUCGACACACCACUACACCGGGCUGCGAGGGCUGCGAAGCCGCAGGAAACUAUUGCUUGUCUCUUGGCAGCUGGAGCUCGACCUGAGGCACAAGCGUACUUGUUCAUGGAUAUUCCACUCCACCAAGCCUGCCAAAAGGCCAAUCUGGAGGCGGUCAAAGUCCUGCACGCUGCGGCACCAGAGCUGAUCAAUAGCCAAGACUUCGUCGGCCAUACGCCACUUAUCGACGCCUGUCGUGAGGGUGCAGUGGCGGUUGUAGAGUUUCUGCUACACAACGGCGCUGAUAUUGGCCAGCGAGACCAUCUGGGCCACUCAUGCAUUUCACGGGUUGUCGACCAAGAACCAGGGAUUGCGCUCCGGCUAAUCCGCUUGCUGCUCAAUCACGGGCUUGGUAUCAACGAUGUUGUGGCCUGUGAUGGUUUCACGGUUCUUGCCGAGGCGUGUGUCGUUCAGAAUAUGCCUCUCGUGGAGUAUCUCCUUGAAAAGGGGGCAGAUCCCAUACGCUGCCAGCGUGGACCUGACGGCACCUCUUGGAGGACAGCAGUGCAUCUUGUCAUGCAGAGACGUAAGCCGAAAGCUUUAGAUGUUCUGCUCGAGCGGCAAGACGUCCGGGACCACAUGAAAGCACUUGAUUGGGCGGGGAGGACUGUCCUUCAUUGCAGUUUACGGCAUCCCACCACGCAGUCAAUGGUCAGCAAGCUUUACUGGGCCUCUGGUGCAGUGGAAGCCAGUGACUUCUUCACGGACCUUAUAAACGUGAGAGACCGGUUUGGACUGAAACCAUUCGACUACACACACCCUUGUGUACGCAAGAACCCAGCUCCAGGCACAAUACGUUGGCUUGAUCGCACAAUUCAUGCGUCCAUCUUAAAGGUGGUUUACACACACAGGACUCUGCGAGACCACCAGGCUGCGAUGCUCGAUAUGAUCGACCUGCUGUUAUUUCGUGGAGGUUACGACAAGCAUACCAUCACUCUGUUCCAUCGACUGGCCUUACGAGUUGAUAUUGUGGAGAAAGACGACAAGUACGAGAAAAACACAUACUAUGGUUGGACUUGUGACUGCUGCGAUAAGGUUAUGAGUGUCGCAGCGAAACAUUGCAUGAAGGUUUGUCGCGUUUGCCAGGUCAGCUUGUGCGACGACCCUGAAUGCUGGGAUGUGUGGGAGCCACAGGUUCAUGCAUGGAUCACGGUUCCUUUCAUUCAAGAUACGGACCUAAAUUCAAGAGAGAUGCAACAGACGCUCGAGGAUCUUCUCUAUGCCUUUGACCCCGCACAAGAUGAAAAGAGGUCUGAGGCACGCGUCACGACCGAGGUUGGGCUGCCCAGUGACCCGGAGUCCGACACUACAACUCUCUCACUUGCGGUCCUCCACGCUUUCGGACUUCUCGAAAUCCCACGCAAAGCUUGGAGUCCAUUCUUGCCAAUACCGCCACGGCUAUUCGCCCGUCUGGCAAGCUGGGACUGGAUGCUUUUGCCAACAAGAAAACGUUUCGAACAGGGUGUUUGGGCAGCUGAGCUUAAGCCUCACAGACUGAAGCUGGAACUGGAUUAUUUCUUGACAUCAGGCCGGAGAAUUUCCUUGCCCAACGAGAAGCUUACACUCUCGCAAGCAGUUUUGGAAAGUCUUGCGACAUUAUUUGAAGCACAGGGCAUGCCUGAAAGAGCCCGCCAGCGUCCACGCAAACGCUACACGCCGAGGCAUCAGCUAUCACCAGACAUGGGCCCGCCUCCACCUCCACUGAUACACCCGCGCCUACAAACUCAUGAACCAAUCUCACGAUGGGCUUCGCCGUUGCCGGUGACCCUGACGCCGACAUCACCCCGUUCAGUGCGCUCAUUCUCAUCGGUGUCGUCCUUCGCAAGGGACUAG
This is a messenger RNA of Verticillium dahliae VdLs.17, 5481 nucleotides long. Its product is annotated as ankyrin-1. The record is from RefSeq and is a predicted model, not a curated record. Gene Ontology annotation, molecular function: protein binding. NCBI's taxonomy places the organism in Eukaryota, Fungi, Ascomycota, Sordariomycetes, Glomerellales, Plectosphaerellaceae. Bases 1 to 5481 code for a protein of 1826 amino acids. The transcript is spliced from 4 exons.